CUGUUCGAUUGUCAACAACACACUACAGCAUAAUACAGCCAAUAUCCAGUAUCUACCGUUCAACGUAGACAACACGUACAGCAAACACCGUUUGAAAAUAACACCCCUGAAGAAUAUGACGCUAUCGGAGAGGUGAACGACCAUCACACCAUACAAAUAUUUUCAAAAAAUAUAGAUAGUGCUAGUAGAUAUAGUGUGAAAACAAAGUGAUAACAUAAUUUCUAACACUGGUUUGAUUGUUUGAAUAAUAGAAUAGAGAUGUUGAUUAAUGCUGACUACGAACAAAAAUACCACCAAGUACAGGGUGUAGAACUGGAAGAAGAUGAGUUUGAUACAUACAAAGAUAACACUGGAAAAAUUCAAUCUGUAAGGAGAUUUACUUGGAGAAACUCAAAGGGAGUUUCUGUUCAAGUUAUCACUUAUGGAGCAACUAUUACAUCUAUAAGACUACCAGACAAAAAUGAUACCACUGACGAUAUUGUUAUGGGAUUUGAUGAUAUGAAAGGGUAUUUAAAUCCAUUAAAUCCAUACUUUGGAGCAACCGUUGGACGCGUAGCUAAUCGUAUUGGUAAUGCACAGAUUAAUAUAGAUGGUGAAAUUUACAAAGUAACCGCAAACUUGGGAAAGCACACUCUUCACGGUGGGAAAAUAGGAUUUGAUAAAGUCAACUGGAAUCAUUAUGUAUCUGGAACAAAGGUUAUUUUAAGUUACCUGUCAAAAGAUCUCGAAGAAGGGUUUCCUGGUGACGUUAUAACUAGCGUAGAAUAUCAACUGACUGAUGAUAAUAGAUUUCUAGUUGAGUUUAAGUCAACUUCUUCUAAACCUACCUAUGUUAACUUAACCAAUCAUUCAUAUUUUAACUUAGCUGGACACGAUACCGGAGCUACGGAAGUUUAUAAACAUUUGAUUUCUAUUAACGCUGAUUAUACAACCGAUGUAGAUGAAAAUUCGAUACCAUCUGGUAAGCUUCUUCCCGUAUCUGACACAAUUUUUGAUUUACGCAUUCCUAAAGUUCUCGGAAAUGUGAUUAACAAAAUACCAAACUACUUAGGAUAUGAUCACAAUUUCUGCGUUACGAAAGGGUCUACUCAAGAAAACACAUUUGUCUCCAGAGCAUAUCAUCCACCAUCUGGCAGAGUAAUGGAAAUUUAUAGUAACCAACCUGGAGUACAAUUUUACACAUCUAAUCAUAUUCCUGAGGAUCCAAAAGAAUUUAAAGGUGAUCAAAAGGACCUACAGAAACUAACUGGGAAAGGAGGAGCACAUUAUUACAAACAUGGAUCAUUUUGUUUCGAGACUCAAAAUUAUCCUGAUGCCAUAAACCAUAAAAAAUUUCCACCCGCUGUAUUGUAUCCUGGAAAUAAAUACCAUCAUACUGUCGAAUAUAGAUUUUUUAUAAAACAAGCUUAAUUUCAUUAAAUCUAAGCGAAUUAUUUUAAUUAUAUAUCGUUUUAAAAUAAAUAUUAUUUAUCAAGUCGA
This is a messenger RNA of Sitophilus oryzae (rice weevil), 1479 nucleotides long. RefSeq names its product aldose 1-epimerase-like. Gene Ontology annotation, biological process: glucose metabolic process; beta-D-galactose catabolic process via UDP-galactose, Leloir pathway. Bases 259 to 1410 code for a protein of 383 amino acids. The transcript has 9 exons. The record is from RefSeq and is a predicted model, not a curated record. Gene Ontology annotation, molecular function: aldose 1-epimerase activity; carbohydrate binding. Lineage: Eukaryota; Metazoa; Arthropoda; Insecta; Coleoptera; Curculionidae.